This is a messenger RNA of Trypanosoma grayi, 2073 nucleotides long. Its product is annotated as putative cyclic nucleotide-binding protein. The record is from RefSeq and is a predicted model, not a curated record. The transcript has a single exon. Lineage: Eukaryota; Euglenozoa; Kinetoplastea; Trypanosomatida; Trypanosomatidae. The coding region runs from base 1 to 2073 and encodes 690 amino acids.
AUGGAUAAUGUACUCGAUGAGAUGGAGCCGCUGACUGAGUUUGUUUGCCCGCCUCUUGUGCCCCCGCGUCGUUCCUCACGGCGGUAUUCUUUGAUGAUGAAUGCCUUGUGUAUCGGCGGAGUUAUCAGUGAAUGGGAAAAGAAGGCGAUUCUCGCCAGGUUGAAAACAUGCUCCCCAGUUAUCGAGGAGGACUUCCAGCGCCGUCUUGGUGUGGUCAACGAGCGCAACACAGCCGAUUAUGUCUGUGGAAUUCAGCUUCGCGCCGCGGCGCGUACGGCCGUCGUGCAGGAGGAGCGCCGCCUAGAGUACGAGGAAAAGAAUGAAAGGAGGGAGGCGGUCUUUGCCCGUCACAAGAACUUGACAAAUAUACUACAUGAUGAGGUCAAGAUGUGCAGAGCAAGGCGAUGGUACACCAUAAUUAUUUCCCAUGUAUUCCUUACUGCCCUCAUUAAAGAGCGAAGGGUCCACGAAGCCCGCGAAAAAAUAUCUUGGAUGCUUCUUCCCAUCAUCAAAAGGCGUGCGGCUGUGCAGAGACGACGAGAAGAAGCCGCGCGCCUGACGCGAAGAAAUUUGGACAACAUACCAUUCCCCACACCUACAGUUAUUCACAGUAUGCAAGGAACUUUUUUCAAGGGGUGGCCACCUCUCUUGUUGGAGAUGUUGGCACGAAAGGCACGUCCACUAUUUCUCAAGGCGGGUAAUUUUUUGAUGCACGAGGGCGACCUUGACCGUGCCAUGUACAUGAUAACAACCGGUUCUGUCAGCGUCAUCCUCAAUGAUAGUGCAAAGGGUAAAAAACGGACAAAAGAAUGCAGCAAAGCCUGCUUCGCACUCACGCCGCCAUGCUAUGUGGGUGAGUUUGCUUUGGUAUGCAAGGAGCCUCGAAGUGCAUCUAUACAGUGCGAAACAGAUGUUGGUGCCUGGACGGUCUCACCUGAGGACUAUGAUGACGUGGCCCAGCACUUAAGCCCAGAGGUAGCAUCUAAACAGCGAGAAGCAACUGAUGUUAGACGACGAGCCAAUUUGCAGAAGUUUUUUCCUUUACGUGUUGAAUUUCUUCGUCAUUUUCCCUACUUUGAAAAAUUUAGCACCGCCGCCUUGAAUCAGAUCAUCUCAGCCGUAGAGCCAAUCGUGCUUCACGAUGGUGAUCCUCUUUUUUCAAAAUCUGAUAUGGAUUCCUCGGCGUACUUCAUCCAGGACGGUGUGGCUAUUCUUCUUGAGGAAGAUGGAGAACGUAGGCCAGUCCCGCGUGGAAGCUGUGUGGGUAUAUUUGAAUGUGCAUGUAGCGUCAACGAAAGGAAAAAAGUUACAAUCAUUAGCAAGAACUAUUGUGAUAUUUGGAGGAUGCGUCGUGAUGUUCUUUUAGAUGUUGGAAUGAGUGAGCCAGCUGCAUUUUUGUACUGUCGUGGUGCUGCGAAGUCUUAUCGUGCACAAGAGGUGGUUAAACCUACGACUGCCCCUGUUGCAGUGCGUAAGGAUCCCUACGUUUUGUUUUGCCUCACUCGUCAUUUGAUAAAUCGAUUCUGGGAAAGAAGUGUUCCCGUGAUUUAUCUUAAUGACGAGAAACUAGUGGUUCAGGGACAGCCGUUUCAGCAGUUUAUUGUCUUGCACUCGGGGGCCUUUGAAACAACAGUUAUUUCUGCGAGUGGUGAGCAUAUAACACUACGAAUCACGGUUAAUAGCGAGGGAUCCAAAGUGGAGGUCCUAUCCUCCUUGAAUAGCGGCGGCAGCAGGAACACACGUGAGAAGGGGUCCGGAUCAGAAGCAAAAAUGUUCUCUAGUUUAGUUUUGGGGGCAUACGAAUAUGCUUCAGGAAUGUCUCAGUAUUGCUCAACAGUGACUAGCUAUGGAUUGUCAGAGGCUUUUCUUGUGGACCGUGCGAGCUUUGAUGCUAUAGUGCCGCCUGAACUAAAGACCAUCAUGCAAGAAGAUAAGAAGGCACGUGAGCUCGUUCAAGCCUCUUACAAGGAGCGUGAUACGAACAAUCUUACGGCACACAUGCAUCUCAGUUUUGCAUCAACGUAUCGCAAGGCAAAGGAGACAGUGACAAAAUCUGAUGGUAAUUGGAUGUGA